CACUAGUGCUUCCAGACCUCCUAUAAAAAGCAUCAUCUCUCCUGUCUCGCCCUGCCAGAAAUCCCUGGUGAAAGCCUAAUAUGAACGUCCUGCUCAUCUCGUUGCUGGGCUGCCUUGUUCUGGCGCUGCCCUCAGACAGUGCUCAAAAAGUCAAAUGGUGUGUGAAAACACAGAGUGAGCUGAAAAAAUGUGAACACCUUACCAGCAAAUCACCAGAUCUUGAGUGUCAUAUCCGGCCUUCUCUAACUGAGUGCAUGAAGAGCAUCAAGGAUGGUGAUGCAGAUGUUGUAACUGCAGAUGGAAAAGAUAUUUACUUAGGUGGACUCCAUCCUUACGGACUCCGUCCUAUCAUUGCAGAGAAAUAUAAAAAAGAUUGUUGUUAUGCUGUGGCUGUGGUAAAGAGAGACGCUACCUUCAGCAUCAGUGAACUCAAAGGAAAGACGUCCUGCCACAGUUGUUAUCAAAGGUCUGGAGGCUGGACUAUACCCAUUGGAAGACUGGUUGCAGGAAGUAAAAUUUCCUGGGAAGGUCCUGAUGAUAUGGCUCUUGAGAAGGCUGUGUCACAGUUCUUCUCAGGCAGUUGUGUUCCUGGAGUAUCAAAAGCCCAAUACCCAAAGCUGUGCCAAGCUUGCCAGGGUGACUGCAGCUGCUCACAGAGUGAAAAGUACUCCGGUGAUGAAGGAGCCUUCCAGUGCUUGAAAAGUGGUGGAGGACAAGUUGCCUUUGUUUGCCACGAUGCAAUCCCAGCGAGUGAGAGACAGGACUACCAGCUGUUGUGCAUGGACGGCAGUAAGAAAAGUGUUGAGGACUACAAGGAUUGCCACCUCGGCAAAGAGCCUGCCCGUGCUGUCAUCGGUCGCAUGGACGCUGAUUCACAGGAGAUUUAUAAAGUCCUUACACACAUUCCGGAUUCAGAUCUCUUCUCUUCUGACGCUUUUGGGGUUAAAGACCUGAUAUUCUCAGACUCUGCAUCUGGCCUGGUGGAGCUCCCUAAAAGCACAGACUCCUUCCUCUACCCGAAAAAAUGUUUUUAUACGGCCAUGCGUGCCUUUAAAGAUGGAAGCCCGCCAGCACCGACUGCGGACCGUCCCAUUGAAUGGUGUACUAUUGGCCACGCAGAGAAAAAGAAGUGUGACAAAAUAAAUUCAGUUGUUCCUCGUAUGGAGUGCAGAAGUGGAUCAUCUGUGGAAGACUGCAUCAAGAAAGUCAUGCGCGGAGAAGCAGAUGCCUUUGCAGCUGAUGGUGGCCAGGUAUAUAUUGCUGGAAAGUGUGGUCUAGUUCCAGCCAUGGUUGAGCAGUAUGAUCAACAAAGCUGUCCCGAUGCUGGAGAGGCCUCAAGUUACUAUGUCGUGGCGGUUGUGCGUAAGGACUCGGGUGUAACAUGGAGUAAACUGAAAGGAAGAAAGUCCUGCCACACUGGCUUGAACCGCAACGCUGGAUGGAAAGUUCCAGAUUCAGUCAUAUGUGGCACAACACCUGACUGUACACUAUACAGUUUCUUCAGUGAAGGCUGCGCUCCUGGUGCUGAUCCUGCAUCAAACAUGUGUAAACUGUGUAAAGGAAGUGGGAAGGCGGUGGGAGAUGAGAGCAAGUGCAAAGCCUCUUCUGCGGAGAUGUAUUAUGGCUAUGAUGGGGCUUUCAGGUGUCUUGCAGAAAAAGCUGGUGAAGUUGCUUUUAUCAAGCACACUAUUGUUGGUGAUUACAAAGAAGGUAAAGGACAGGACUGGGCUAAGGAUAUAAGGGCAGAUGAAUUUGAACUGAUCUGCCCACACUCACCAGACAGAACAUUCAAAUACACUGAAUAUGAAGCAUGUCAUCUUGCCAGAGUGCCAGCUCAUGCUGUGGUCACUCGGGAAGAUGUACGCAGUGAUGUGGUGGCUGUUCUGAAAUCGGCUCAAAGCUCUUAUAAAGACCUGUUCAAGUCUGAGGAAGAAAAAAACCUCCUUUUCACAGAUAACACUAAAUGCCUUCAAGAAAGUACUAAACCUCUGGAGGAAUUCCUGAGUAAACCUUACAUUGACAUGAUUGAAAGGACCUACAAGACUAGCCAGGGUGUACCAGAUCUGGUGAGGGCAUGCACUUUGGAUAGCUGCAUAGUAGAUUGAGUUCCUAACAGAAAUACUCAUCAAAUUUCCCCAACAAAGAAUCUACAUCUCUGAAUCACUCUAUUUCUCCUUACAAGUUACCAGUAUGAGAGAAACAUGAUGUUCACAUGUUGCAGUAGUGUCAGUACAAAUGCAUAUGAUCAAACACAAGGGCAGCAUUGCUGUUAAAUCUCACUCAAAACAGUGAUGGAUGUGAUUAGGUCUUGUUUUAUUACAACAGGGGUUUAAAUAAAAAAAUUCUCAAAACCA
This is a messenger RNA of Ctenopharyngodon idella (grass carp), 2354 nucleotides long. It is a transcript of the gene tfa, whose product is annotated as transferrin-a. The transcript is spliced from 17 exons. Gene Ontology annotation, cellular component: early endosome; extracellular region; plasma membrane. Bases 81 to 2105 code for a protein of 674 amino acids. NCBI's taxonomy places the organism in Eukaryota, Metazoa, Chordata, Actinopteri, Cypriniformes, Xenocyprididae. The record is from RefSeq and is a predicted model, not a curated record. Gene Ontology annotation, biological process: iron ion transport; antibacterial humoral response.